GGUACCUAUAUAUUUAGAAGAAUACGAUUUUCGAUUUGAACAUACAUGGUGAGUUGUACGCAACCAAGUGUUUCCUUUAGUUUGGUCCCUUUUGUAUAUAAAUAUACUUUCUUUCUCUACUUUUCUCCCUCCAUUUACGCAACUUGGCCCACCCCUUGUGUGUAUUUGAGCUCCAAAUCUAAAAAGCAAUUCCAUUUCUUCUCCUUCAUCUUCUGUUCAACCAAUUUGAAUAUCCACACAACGCAAAGGGAAAGGAAGAGGUGGAGAUGUUUUGGGGGGCUUGGUAGUGAUCAUGGGUUGUGCGAGUUCAAAGCAAAAGCGAUGUCGGCGUUGCAAUGCUCCUUAUUCUCCUGCUCCCAGAAGCUACUCAAUGCAUGUUCACCAUCCACCUCAGGAACAAGGUGAUAGCUAUCAUGUUGUGGCACUCACUUCCACGACACUGGGCACUCUAAAACUCAAUUCUCCUGCUCCAACUCACAGUUUCGCUGGGAAUUGUGACCACGAUUUCAGGCUUUCCAAUGGUAAGGUUGGUAAUGCCGAAAGUUUCAGGUUUGAUAGUGAAAGCUUUGUCCAUAGGCCGGAGGCGAAAGAGAAGAGUGAGGAAUUGGAGAAAGAGAAAAGAAAAGAGUUCUCAAUGGGGUUGAUUGAGGCCAAGACUUGGUCUAGCAUGAUUGAACAGAAGUUGCCGAAAGUUUUUCCCAAGACCCCAAUUAGAACACCACCCGGUGAGCCUGAGACAAUCAACACAUGGGAACUCAUGGAAGGCCUUGAAGACACCACCCCUUUCCGUUCUCCGAGUCACUUCCGGAGCUUCACCUUUGAUGUCAAUGGUGAUGACGUUGGUGAUGUUGAUCCACCCAAAAUGAGUGUUGUCGCUUCUCCAAAACCCAUGUGGCUUCUGAUGACUGAGGAGGAAUCAAAACUCACUCCUGCAAUCUCAGACUUUGACCCUGAAAUGAUUUCUUCCUUCAGAAAGUCCUUCCAACAACUCUCUCCAGAUAGUCCUUUCCACCUUCGACCGGCACCGGGUGAUGAAGAUGUUCAUGGGACUACAAAGUGGUCCCUAUUUGAGGAAAAUAAAACAAAAGGUGAUGAUGUUUUUCUGGAUGAUUUGAAGGUUGAUGAUCCAUGUGGGAAAGAUAAGGUGGUGUUGUAUUUCACUAGCUUACGCGGCGUGCGAAAGACAUAUGAGGAUUGUUGCCAAGUGAAAUUGAUUCUGAAGGGAUUAGGAGUGAGGGUGGAUGAGAGGGAUGUGUCUAUGCACUCAGGGUUCAAGGAGGAGCUUAGAGAGUUACUGGGUGAAGGGUAUGGUGGUUUAGGAUUGCCAAGGGUGUUUGUUGGGAAGAAUCACAUUGGUGGAGUUGAGGAAAUUCAGAGGCUUCAUGAGGAUGGGAAGCUUGAGAAGCUUUUGGGUUAUUGUGAGAAGAAUAUUGAGGACAGUGUUGGAUGUGAUGGAGGGGGAGUGUGUGAGGCUUGUGGGGAUAUAAGGUUUGUUCCCUGUGAAACCUGUUCUGGAAGUUGUAAAAUUUACUAUGAAGGUGAUGAAAACGAAGAAAAGUAUGUUGAUGGUGAGGUGGGGGAGUAUGGAUUCCAGCGUUGCCCUGAUUGCAAUGAAAAUGGACUAAUUCGUUGCCCCAUUUGUUGCUGUUAGUUUCCCAAUUCCGGGAGAUACUUCCAAGAGGUACUGAAACAAAAUUUUGAGUCUUUGUGAAAUUUUGUUGUACAGUAAAGUCUUUAUGUGUUGGAUAUUAGUGAGGAGUGAAUAACGUGUUCACAUCACUCUCUCUACAUAAUCAGUGUAGUUUGCUACAUAGAUUAUACUUUUCAUUUUCCCUUUUGUAUACCAUUGCCUUUCUUGCAAAGUCAAAGAAGAAAUGCAGAAGAGAAUUAUAAAGUUGAUUGGUAUCGUUUGCA
Messenger RNA from Vigna radiata var. radiata (mung bean), 1914 nucleotides. RefSeq lists its product as uncharacterized. Bases 293 to 1651 code for a protein of 452 amino acids. NCBI's taxonomy places the organism in Eukaryota, Viridiplantae, Streptophyta, Magnoliopsida, Fabales, Fabaceae. The record is from RefSeq and is a predicted model, not a curated record. The transcript is spliced from 2 exons.